This is a messenger RNA of Girardinichthys multiradiatus, 9333 nucleotides long. RefSeq names its product IgGFc-binding protein. The coding region runs from base 86 to 9028 and encodes 2980 amino acids. The record is from RefSeq and is a predicted model, not a curated record. Lineage: Eukaryota; Metazoa; Chordata; Actinopteri; Cyprinodontiformes; Goodeidae. The transcript has 22 exons. Gene Ontology annotation, molecular function: protein binding.
CCUUUUGCUGUUUUGUGUUGUUGGGGCUUUAUUGAGUUGUCCAUCUCGUGCUGGCUGGGCAGGAAGGGAGUUUGCCCUCUCAUUUAUGGAGAAUUAUGCACCAAAUUAUGAAAGUCCUCGUUUUCAGCUGUACAUCACAGCUGUUCAAGCCAAUACCAAAGUGACCGUGCAAGUGCUUCCCUUGAAGUUCAAAGAGGAAAAAACCCUUCAAACUGGGGAAAGGGUCACUAUCAGUGUCCCGACCAGUGUUGAGAUGUACAACAGUGAAAAGUCAUUCAAAACUGUUCGGGUUGAAGCCUCAUCGGACGUGUCUGUAACCUCCUUUAACUACAAGCUCUACACAGCUGACACCGCUAUGAUAUAUCCAACCACUGAGUGGGGCACAGAAUACUUCAUCUUCACUCCUUCUGGAAGCCCCUAUGGCUCCAAAAAAGAGUUUGCAGUGACAAACGGAAAAAACAAAAACCAGGUGGAGAUAUUACCUGAAGCAUCAAUCAACUUUCAGGGUCGUGUAUUCAAAAUAGGCGAGAAAUUGGUAAUAGAUCUUGAGCCUUAUGAGAGCGUUCAGCUUCAGAGCACCGGCGACCUAUCUGGUAGCAGAGUUUCCUCCCAGCAACCUGUUGCUGUUUUCUCAGGACACACUUGCACCUUUCAUUUUACUAAGUGCAACCACGUCUAUGAGCAGCUUCUGCCAGUGAGCAGGUGGGGAACCAGCUUCAUCUUACCGGCUCUGAGCUUCCAGAACCAAUAUGACUCUGUUUAUCUCCAGGCCUCCCAAACCACCCAAGUUACUGUUAACAAUGGUAAACGUAAUGAUGACUUUAGACUCUCCAGAGGCCAGAUGAAGGAGAUCAAGUUGACAGACUCUAAAUCACUCUUUAUUCAGUCCGAUCAUGGCAUCCAGGUCCUGCUGCUUUUUAACGGUGUCAAAAAUAGUUGGUUCCUAUUAUACGAUCCAUUUUUGAUGACAAUUAUGCCUAGAGACCGCUUCUGCUCUUCCUAUUCACUGGAAGCUCUUGAAAAUUUUGACAACAAAGCCCUGAUUGUGGUAAAAACCAGUGCAACAGCCAAACUUCGUUUGGACAACGGAAAUCUACCACAAGGCAUACAAUGGGAAAAGGUGGCUGGGACAGAUUUCUCUUGGGCAGAGAUGUCCUACAAACACAUCCCUGGCAGUAGUAUCCACACAGUGUCCAGCUCUGGUUCUAGCUUUGGGCUCUACAGCAUUGGAGUCAGUCAAAUGAAUGGCUAUGGCUCUGUGGGACAAUGUAUAGAAGAAGGACAAGAUUCAGAUUCCUUGUCCUGCAAUAGCAUCACAUGUAGUCCCAAUGAGGUCUGUGAAAUGAGUGGUGGGUUUCCCUCCUGUGUGGCUAAACCAGUGAAACCACAGCUCGGUACCUGCUGGGCCAUGGGAGAUCCUCACUACCGUACUUUUGAUGGACGGCUCUUUGACUUUAUGGGUACCUGCACAUAUGUCAUUGCUAAACACUGCGGAAAGGACCGUAACCUCCCAGCCUUUGAAGUACUUGCCCAGAAUGAGAACAGAGGAAGUCUCAGAGUCUCGUAUGUUGGCUUGGUCAUGGUUAAGGUCUACAAUGUCACCAUCACGGUAGUUCGGUCUGAGAGGGGUCGUGUGAGGAUUGACAACAGUUUGUGGUCCUUGCCUAUUGUCUUGAACAACAGCAAACUGAAUCUAUUUCAAUGUGGCCGCUCUGCAGUUAUAGAGUCUGAUUUUGGCCUCACGGUCCGUUAUGACUGGGAUCACAAUCUUGUGGUCACUCUGUCCAACAGUUUUGCUGGUAAAACCUGCGGCCUCUGUGGUAAUUUUAACGGCAUUCCCACAGAUGAUUUCACCACACCCACUGGCACCCAGGAGAGUGGGGUUGUGGCCUUUGGGAGUAGCUGGAAGGUACCCGGGUUUGGGGAUGAUCCUAACUGCAGAGAUGACUGUGUAGGUGGGUGUGACAGCUGUAAUAGCCAUUUGAUGACAAAGUAUGGGCAUGACUUGUUUUGUGGGCUUAUCACAAAAGAAAAGGGUCCAUUUACCAGUUGUCAUCCAGUCAUUGACCCACAAGCUUACCUGGAGAAUUGUAAAUAUGAUUUAUGUAUGGGUGGUGGUCUUCAGCAAUUUCUUUGCAAAGCUCUUGAGACCUAUACCCAAGCCUGUCAGGAUGCUGGAAUCCAGGUUCAAGAUUGGCGGAAAAUGGCAAAAUGCUUUGCCAAAUGUCCAGCCAACAGUCACUAUGAACUCUGUGGGAACGCCUGUCCAGCCACUUGUUCUGACCCCACUGCCCCCUCUAAAUGCCAACGCCCCUGUGUGGAGACCUGUACCUGCGACAAUGGAUUUGUUCUAAGCGGAGACGAGUGUGUGCCUGCUGUUAAGUGUGGUUGCACCUAUGAGGGUCGUUACAUUCCUGCUGGGGAAGCAUUCUGGGCUGACCAGAGCUGCAAGCGAUGGUGUAAAUGUAUUCCUGGAAGCAGGCGUGUAGAGUGUCAGGAUAAGGGCUGUGGGGCAGGGCAGCAAUGCAAAGUGGUGAAUGGCAUAAGAAACUGCCAAGCAGUGUCCUACAGUACCUGUCAUGCCACUGGUGAUCCCCAUUAUGUGACCUUUGAUAAGGUGAGGUUUGAUUUUCAGGGCACAUGUGUGUACCAACUUGCAGCACUGUGCUCCAAGAAUCCAGAGUUGGUGCCCUUUGAAGUGCUGGUGCAGAAUGAUAACCGGGGCAGCAAGGUGGUUUCCUAUACUAAGUUAGUACAGAUCAAGGUGUACUCUACCAGCAUUGUUAUAACACAGACACACAAAGGCUUGAUUAUGGUAAAUGACGAGCUAGUCAACCUUCCCAUUAACCUCAAUGAUGGGAAAAUAUAUGUGUAUAAAAGUGGCUGGGAUGCUGUUGUCACCACUGAUUUUGGCCUAAAAGUCUCUUUUAACUGGGAAAGUGCUGCAUUUGUUACAUUGCCAAGCAACUACAAGGGAGCCGUGUGUGGCCUUUGUGGCAACUACAACGACAAACCCCAAGAUGAUCUGAUCCCAAAGGAUGGCAACAAACCCGCCAAGCCAACAGACUUUGGUUCAAGCUGGCGAGUGGCAGAGAUCCCAGGCUGUGUUGAAGGCUGCAAAGGGGUGUGUCCCAACUGUGAUAUUAUCGAGAAGGUUCAGUAUGAGAAAAAAGAUUUUUGUGGGAUAAUUGGAGACCCCAAAGGGCCGUUCCGUGAGUGUCAUGCCAAGGUGGAUCCAAGUGACUACUUGGAGGACUGUGUUUAUGAUGUGUGCCUGUAUAAAGGCAGGAAGGAUGUGCUGUGUCAGGCUAUUACAUCGUACACAUCUGCCUGUCAAGAAGUGGGGGCCAAGGUGUACAGCUGGAGGACCAGUCAGUUUUGUUCCGUGAAAUGUCCCAUAAACAGCCACUUUGAAAUCUGUACAACUGCCUGUCCUGCAACUUGUGGCAGUCUGGCUCGUCCUCAGGGAUGUACGAAUUUCUGCGCAGAGGGUUGUGUCUGUGAUGAAGGUUACAUCCUCAGUGGAAAUCUCUGUGUCCCCUUCUCACAGUGUGGGUGCAUUCACAGCAACCGCUACUACAGCUUAGGUGAGGUGUUUUACCCUAGUGGGCACUGUCAGGAGGAAUGCAAGUGCACACAGGAUGGAGAGGUUGAGUGCAAAAAGUUCAAAUGUGGUCCCAAUGAGAAGUGUAAGGUAGAGAACGGAGUCCAAAAAUGUCACCCUGUUGGAAAGGGUGUUUGCCAAGCUUCUGGUGAUCCCCACUACCUCUCAUUUGAUGGGCGGAAAUUUGAUUUCCAAGGCACCUGCACAUAUACUCUUUCCAAGAGCUGUGGUGUGGAGGGAACCCACCUGGAGGCCUUUUCAGUUCAGGUGGAGAACGUGCAAUGGGACCAAAUGAGGGGAAAGAAAAAGGUUUCUGUCACCAGGCUGAUUGCAGUGCAGGUCUAUGGCUUCACUAUUAUCAUUAGAAACAAAAUGCUUGGAGUGCUGGUAAAUGGAGAGUUUAACAACCUUCCUGUCAAUCUUAACAAUGGAGCAGUUAAGGUUUAUCAGGAGGGAAGAAAUUAUGUUAUUGCAACCAAUUUUGAACUGGUUGUCACAUAUGACCUGGUCUACCAUGUGACAGUCACGGUACCUGGUAAUUAUCGUGGCCAAGUCUGUGGGCUGUGCGGCAACUUCAACGGGGACAAAAACGAUGACUUCCAGAUGUCAAACAAUCAAGUCACCAAGGAUGUCAACAUGUUUGGAAAAUCGUGGAAGAUCGCCAUUCCCAAUGUGGUGUGUGAAAAUGGCUGUGAGGGGGACAACUGUCCAAACUGUGAUGCAGCUCUCAAAGCUAUAUUUUCAAAGCCCACCUACUGUGGCAUCAUUGCAGCUCCCACAGGACCAUUUGCAGCCUGCCACAGUAAAAUUGACCCACAACUGUACUUUGAUGACUGUGUGUUUGAUUUGUGCGCCUCCAAUGGAGAAGGAAAUGUGCUUUGUGACAGCAUAGCAGCUUAUGCUUAUAACUGUCACUUAGCAGGAGUGGAUGUCAAAAACUGGAGAACUCCAUCCUUCUGUCCCAUGAAAUGCUUUUCCAACAGCCACUAUGAGGUGUGUGCAGAAACCUGUUCUGCUUCCUGUCCCGGCCUCACAGAAAUUGUUGAGUGCCCCACUGGCUGUACAGAAGGCUGUGAAUGUGACACUGGCUUCCUGUUCAACGGACAGACAUGUAUCAAAGAAGAUGAAUGUGGCUGCUAUGAGAAAGGAAAAACAUACAAGCCUGGUGAAACCUUGUAUGAAGAGGACUGUAACACAAAGUGCACCUGUAAUCCGGCAACAGGUCUUGUCUGUGAAAAAUAUUCAUGUCCUAAAGACACUAAAUGCAUGAUCAAGAAUGGAAUCAGGGCAUGCUACAACACAGAUCCUUGCAAAGAUGCUAAUUGUCGUAUCCAAGAAGCAUGCCGUGUUGAGAAGGGUGAUGCUGUGUGUGUCCCCAAGUUCACCGGCACCUGCUGGGCCUGGGGUGACCCCCACUACCACACUUUUGAUGGGUACAACUUCGACUUCCAGGGAACCUGCAAGUAUGUUAUUUCCAAGACCUGCGGGACCCUACAUGGUCUCGUUCCAUUCUCCAUAAAUGAGAGGAACGACAAUCGAGGCAACACUGCAGUUUCUUAUGUCAGGGAGGUUGAAGUGCUUGUGUAUGGGUACACCGUUACAAUUCGAAAGAGCCAAGUUGGUAAAGUCAUGGUGGAUGGUGAGCUGGUUAAUCUUCCUGUUCACCUGGGUGACGGUGAAGUUUCUGUAUUUCAAAGAGGGUGCACCGCUGAGCUCCAGACAGAUUUUGGUUUGGUUGUCACCUAUGACUGGAACUGGCACCUUGUCAUCAAGCUUCCCAGCAGCUACUACGGAAGCGUCUGUGGCCUGUGCGGAAACUUUAAUGGCAACGGAGGGGAUGAGCUCCAGAAUCCUACCGGUCAAGCUGUCUCCUCAGUCAUUGAGUGGGGCAGGAGCUGGCAAACAUCUGAUCAGGACAAGGACUAUCCCUGCUGGAAUACGUGUGAGAAAAACUGCCCUACUUGUGAUGAACACGACAAAAAACUCUACCAGACUCAAACUUUUUGUGGGGCCCUCACAGCAACCACAAAUACUGUGUUCCAGAUAUGUAAUAGAAAAUUAGACCCUCAGGCCUUCAUGAACAGCUGUGUGUAUGACAUGUGUUUAAAUAAAGGAGACAAAAAGAUGCUGUGCCAGGCGCUGGGCUCCUACAAUCAACAUUGUCGAGAGAACGGAAUAAUAAUCAAGGACUGGAGGAAAAACUUUGGCUGUCCCAUGAACUGUCAACGCAACAGCCACUACGAAGAGUGUGCCAGCCCCUGCCAGCCGUCUUGCCCGUUCCCUGAGGAAAAGCAGGUGUGCAGUGGAGUGUGUGUGGAGGCCUGUGUGUGUGACCAGGGUUACGUCCUCAGCGCUGGUGUAUGUGUGCCGGUUAAAACGUGCGGAUGCUCAUAUCAAGGCCGCUACUACAUGCCAGGCCAACAGUUCUGGGUCGACGAGACUUGCGGUCGCCUGUGUGUGUGCAACACAACCCUGGGCAUGGUGACGUGCCGUGAAGCCUCCUGCUCUGCCAAAGAGAAAUGCACCAUAAUUAAUGGGGAGCGUGCCUGCAGGCCCAUCAGCUACAACACGUGCACAGCCUCGGGUGACCCGCAUUAUCGUACCUUUGAUGGCCGCAAGUAUGACUUCCAGGGGACAUGUGAGUAUCAGCUGGCUGGACUGUGCUCUCAGCAGGCUGGGCUGGUGCCCUUCAAUGUGACUGUGCAGAAUGACAACCGAGGAAGCAAGGCCGUGUCCUACACCAAGACUGUCAGGAUAUCCAUUUAUGGUGCCACUCUCAUCAUCAGCAGAGACUACCCCUACAAGGUCUUGCUGAAUGGCCAGCUUGCUUUGCUGCCUUUGGAUUACAAUAAUGAGCUGGCUGUGUUUCAAAGUGGCCGUACAGCUGUAGUGGAUACAAAGGCCGGUAUCACCGUGAGCUUUGACUGGACGAGCACAGUGACCAUCUCUCUGCCCAGUACUUACCAGGGCACAGUUUGCGGUCUGUGUGGCAACUACAACGGAAAAGCUCAGGAUGAACUGGUCAUGCCUAACGGACAGACCGCCCCUGAUGGGACCAGGCUGGGGGAGAGCUGGCAGGUGGGCCUCUCACCUGGCUGCUCAUCUGCCUGCCAAGGGCCGUGGUGCCAGGCCUGUUCAGACUCCGAGAGUAAAGUCUAUCAAGCUACCAAGUACUGUGGCAUUAUUGCUGACAAGGCAGGGCCUUUCAGAGAGUGUCACAGUCAUGUGGACCCCACGCCUUACAUGGAGGACUGUGUUUAUGAUGUCUGUCAGUACCAUGGGCAUCAAGGCUCAGUUUGUGAUGCUGUAGAAGUGUACGUGUCCGAAUGUCAGAGCAGAGGAAUCACAAUCGACUCCUGGAGAACAAAUACAUUCUGCCCAUUAAAGUGCCCUAGUAACAGCCAUUACACCCUGUGUGCCACGGGUUGCCCAGCCACCUGUGCUAGCUUAACCUCUUUUGCCACCUGCCAUAGGCGCUGUGCAGAAGCCUGUGAGUGCGAUCAAGGCUAUUUGCUAAGUGGGGAGGCCUGCGUGCCUGUGAGAGAGUGUGGAUGUUCCUAUGAUGGUCAGUACUACAAGAAAGGAGAGGUGUUCUACCCUGAGGACAAGUGCAUGGAAAAAUGCACCUGUGGAGAGAACGGGGCUGUAACUUGCCAAAAGCAGAAAUGUCGUCAAGGAGAAGUCUGUAAGCUUGUAAAUGGAGUGCAAGGAUGCCAUCCCGAGGGUGAAGCAAAGUGUGUGGCUUCGGGUGACCCUCAUUACACUUCCUUUGAUGGACGGAGGUUUGAUUUCCAGGGUACCUGCGUCUAUGUGCUGGCCAAGGUUUGCGACGAUGACAAAGGUCAGCUCACACCUUUUACUGUCACCCAAGGCAACGAGAAGUACGGAAAUGGAAAAGUGGCUGUAACCAAGUCAAUUGCAGUGACAGUCUAUGAUUAUGUGAUAUACAUUCAGCAGCAUCUGCCAUGGAAAGUCAUUGUGAAUGAUGAACUGCUCAACCUUCCUCUCUCACUGGAUGAAGGCCGUCUGAUGGUCACCCAAGAAGGUCGCAACAUAGUGAUCCGAACAACAUUUGGGCUCAGAGUCCUCUAUGACACUGUAUACUAUGUUGAGGUGGUCGUUCCUUCAACAUACCAGGAUAGGAUGUGCGGUCUCUGUGGCAACUACAACAAUAAAGGCAGCGAUGAUUUUAAACUUCCUGGUGGAAAUCAAGCCAAUGGCAUUGAUGACUUUGGGAAGGCAUGGGUGGUGGACCUUCCUGGAUACGUGUGUGGUGGCUGUGGAGGCCAGUGUCCAACAUGUGAAUCAGCCAAGGCUGCAUUGUAUGGAAAACCAGACUCCUGUGGUAUUAUCAGUGCGCUGAACGGGCCCUUUAAAGCCUGCCACAGUAAAAUUGAUCCAGCAGCAUAUGUGUCUAAUUGUGUGUUUGAUGUUUGUGCAACUGAUGGCAACAAGGACACGCUGUGUGACAGCUUACAGGCCUACGCACUGGCCUGCCAGAGUGCAGGGAUCCAAAUCCAGCCAUGGAGGAGCAACUCCUUCUGCCCUCCUUCCUGCCCCCCACACAGUCACUAUGAGGUGUGUGCUGACACCUGCAAGGGGACGUGCGCCAGCUUCCUUCAACAAGUUACUUGCUCUGAAAGAUGUUUUGAAGGAUGCCAGUGUGACGCAGGCUUUGUUUCUGAUGGCAUUCAGUGUGUUCCGCUUGACAACUGUGGGUGUGUGCACAACGGCAAAUAUGUGACGGUGGGUCAAGCUGUGGUAGACAAAGACUGUAGCUCUAAGUGUGAGUGUCAGGCCUCUGGGCUGGUAACAUGUGAAAAGCUGUCCUGUACCAGCGGGGAGGUCUGUGACGUGAGAGAUGGGGUCAGAGGUUGUCAUGUCAUACAGGGCCACUGCAAUGUCAGUCCAAUUGGUGAGCUGAGCUCCUUUGAUGGCAUGUCUGGAACAAUAGGAGCACAAGGGGCUUUUGAGUUGGCAUCUCUUUGUGACGAGACCAGCAAGCAGUGGUUCCGUGUGGUUGCGGACAUGAGGAGCUGUGAAAAGAAAGGGCCUUUUGCUGUUAACACUUUGUAUGUGUUCUUUAAGGACGCCACUGUGGCAGUAAACAGUGCGCAUGUAACCUGGGUAAAUGGCAGGAAGGUGUCCCUGCCCAGCAAAGUGACAAAUGAGCUAUCAGUCCAAAUCUUAAACAGGAGUGUGGUUAUUGCGAGGACCUCAGCUGUGCGGGUCACCUUUUCUAUUUCACAGAAGGUCACUGUCAGUGUCGAUGGUAACCUGUCCGGUAAAAAUUGCGGUGCCUGUGGCAACUACAAUAAUAACUCCAAAGAUGACAUGAAGACAGCAGAUGGGAAAAUUACAAGUGAUUUCUCAGCUGUGAUUGGCUCUUGGAGUGCUGAAGACUUCUCUAGAUGUGGCCUGUAGAUGCGCUGCUUCUACGUUGAUCGAGGCCACCAGUACACAGGAAGAAGAGAGGAAUCUCUGUUUGCAGCCGAGAUUGCCAUACUUAACCGCUUCCUCUUGAUUAUCGUUGUAGUUUUUGUUGUUUCCUGGCGAUAUAGUCGUCUUUUGUUCUUUUUGCUGUUAUUUAACCAAAUGGCUUACUCUUGUCCAACAUCUCCAUCUAGUGGAAGACAAACAUACAGCAACAUUAUACCUGAUUUGGUUUACUUAAUCUAUUACAUGUGUCCUCCUACCUGAUCACUAAAUAAAUAUAUGCUUGAUGACAA